CUCAAACGGCAGCCAAGAGAAUUAGUCAGCUAAAGGAAUUUUUCAAGGCAUGCAUCUUCAAUGUCACUCUGAUAAAACUAUAACCACAAGGCGGCCGCUUUCAGGGCUUGACUACAACUAGCUGGAAGCAGCAGCCGCUAGUUUAAUUCCGAUAAGCACAGCAAGUAGAUCACAUUUGUAGCUACGAUUUACGUUCCAAUGUGGCUCAAAACGUUUUGUUUGAUAUUUUUGUUCAGUUCAGCAACUAAAGUUAUACAAAUUCAUUCACUAGAGAAUGGAAUUUGUAAAAAACGUGUCGAGACAUAUUUCAGCAAGAGCUUUGAAACGCAAAGAAGUGGACAAGUCAAGUGCUGGGGCCGGGCAGUUCCAUAUUUCUAUACAGACAGAACAUGUCAGUUGGGUACUACUAGUCUAGAAAUAUAUGAAUGCUGCAAUGGAUAUUACAACAAUACGCUCGGAGAGUGUUUGCCUAUUUGCACGAAACCUUGUGAAAAUGGGUAUUGCUCAAGUCCGAAUACCUGUACAUGUAAUGGUGGAUUUUCAAAAACUAGCGGAGUAUGCCGGCCUACAUGUCGUCACUGUACAAAUGGAAUUUGUGUAGCUCCAAACCAAUGUAUCUGUAUGAAAGGAUUUGAGCGAAAUAACGCUGGUUUGUGUGUUCCGAAGUGUAAUGGAAUCUGUUUAAACGGUGUUUGUGACAACAAUGGUGACUGCAUUUGUCAAGAAGGAUACUUUCGAAGCAAUCUGCUUGCUAACUUUGAUGGACUGGCUAACGCAACACUUUGCACACCCAACUGCGAUAAGCCUUGUCUGAACGGACAAUGUAUAGGGCGCAAUCUGUGUCAAUGUUUCGAAGGGUUCCGAUCCUCCUCUUCUAGUGCAUUUGAAUGCGAACCAAUUUGCCUUGUUGAUUGCAUAAAUGGUAAAUGUAUUCUUCCGAAUUACUGUCAAUGCGAUAAGGGUUAUCAAUUCGUCGACGAUCAUUGCUCUCCCAUAUGCGAUCCCCCUUGCGAAAACGGUGUAUGUGUGGAGCCUAGCAAAUGCGUAUGCCAAGAAGGUUACUCCAGUGAAAAUAUAAAAAUGCAUAACUGCUUGCCAGUUUGCCAUAACCCCUGUAAAAAUGGCACUUGUGUAGCUCCUAAUCAAUGUGCAUGUAAUAAUGGCUAUGUGAGCUCCUUUAAUGCAUCUGGUUUCGACCAAUGUGUUCCUUUCUGUGAUUCUCAGUUUAUUGAGAUGCACAAUGGUCAGUGUAUCGCUCCUAAUGUAAUUCAAUGUGAUGAUAAUUAUACUUUAACUUCGGAUAGAGCUAGCAAAAAACUAAGCUGUCAAAAAGAAUGUUAUCCGUCAUGUGUUAAUGGGCGCUGUAACGAGGAUGAUCAAUGUGAAUGCCUAAGCGGAUUCGUUCAAGCAAUUAUAAAUAGCCCACAUAUUUGCACCCCUAUAUGUGAUCCUCCUUGCGAAAAUGGACAUUGUGUUGCUCCUAACGUUUGCAAAUGCCAUGAAGGACACGAAACACAUCUUGAAAAUUCAAAUGUUUGUUUACCAACUUGUGAUCCACAGGUGGUAGACUGUACGAAUGGGGUAUGUGCAUCUAUUAAUACAUGUGAAUGCAACGAAGGAUAUAACUUGGUGAAGGAUGAAUCUAUGGUUCUAUCGUGGAAUGAGUCGUCCCAGUUACGCUGCUUGCCUAUCUGUAAUUAUUUACCCGUCUACUCUGAAUGUGUUGCUCCCGGAAUGUAUCAUUGUCUUGAGGGCUAUGCAAAAAAAAUAGAUGAUGAUUUGGAUUACUGUAUUCCAGUGUGUGAGAAAAGAUGUCAUAAUGGUUCUUGUACCGCUCCUAAUGUAUGCACUUGUUCCGAAGGAUUCAGAAAAAAUGAUUACGACGACUGCCAGUCAAUCUGUGAAAGUGAUUGCGAAGGUCUUAGCGGAACGUGUGUUGAAAACAAAUGUCAGUGUUUUGAAGGUUACAAUAAUCUUAUCAAUAAUUAUCAAUGCUCACCUACCUGCGAUCGCUGUGAAAAUGGUGAUUGUAUUGCGUUAAAUGUUUGCAACUGCUUUGACGGAUACAGCUCCAAUAAAACAGGGGUAUGUGAACCUAUUUGCAACAACUGCAGCGACACAGCUAUUUGUCAGGAACCUAACAAAUGCUCAUGCUAUGAAGGAUGGGAGCCAUCACUAGAUGAAGAGAAUAAAUUGAUUUGUAUCGAAAAGUUUAGAUCAACAAGACAAACACAUCUAGAGGAACCGUACAUCGUGCUCAUUGCUAUCAGUAGUUUGGCGGGAAUUAUUAUAUUGCUUACUACUACAUACUUGCGAUGUAGAAAGUUCCCUGAAAAUAACUUUGGCACAGUGAAAAUGAGCGAAAUUAAAGUAAUCGAAUAAUCUUUCUUGAUACACAAAGGAUAUUAAUAAAAUGUAGAGGUUUAAUAUUUGUUAAUGUUUUAAUAUGUAUUUUUUCUUAGACACGGGUGCAGGAAAAUUUACGCUUCAAAAUGGUGCAAUUCACUUUAAAAUUCCCGCUCUAGUUUGAGUUAAACUAAUUUAAUUUUUUUUCUAUUUUAUGCAAGUUAAUCAUUUACAGCUAGUGUGUUAUAAACUCGUUUAAGGUCGAAAUUACCAAACGUAUUAAAAGUUCAUUAGGGAAGAAAACGUAACUUAAUUUACCAGGAAUGAUCGAAAUACUGUUGUUUUAUAAUUUGUAAUGACAUUUUAAUCAAGUUAUUUGUACCCAUCAUGUGUCACUAUACAUAGUAAUUUACGUUGGAUAUGCAAUGGGAAAUCGUUCCUUCCUAUAUAAUGCCUCUCUAUGCCCACCUUGAGGUUAGUUGCCGCAACUAGGCGUAUUCGUUGAGUCGUGGUCCUGGGAUGGUUUAGUAUUGUACUUUUUAAAGCAACAUUAUGUUAUUCUUUGCUAGGUAAUGUUGUGAUUAAAGUGAAUAUUAAAUCCUUUAUGAAGACAUAACAGUUUUUCGUAUU
Anopheles darlingi is the source of this 2976-nucleotide messenger RNA. Its product is annotated as von Willebrand factor D and EGF domain-containing protein-like. The coding region runs from base 199 to 2382 and encodes 727 amino acids. The transcript has 4 exons. The record is from RefSeq and is a predicted model, not a curated record. NCBI's taxonomy places the organism in Eukaryota, Metazoa, Arthropoda, Insecta, Diptera, Culicidae.